AUGGCAGCAAGCGCGGGAAACUUCUCUUGGGCAGGCAACAGCAAAAGAGUUACAGCCGAUUCAGUUGGGGAGUUCAAGAGGCGUAAACUGCUAGCUAAGGAGGCUGCAAGCAAGAAAGGAGCUGUCAACACCAUGCACGGUGCUCAGCAAGCUGCUCAGGCAGCGCCUCCAGUCCGUCGGGGAGGCCGGGAGAGCAAACGUGGCGGAGCAGGGCGCGGUCGUGCUAACUCUUCGAAUGGCGAAAUUCCCGCUGGCGCAACCUCCGCUGCCCCUGAUUCCACCGGCGAACCCUCCCCUGCCGAUACUGGCAUCGAGGUCUCGCCUACACCGGCUCUCGCAUCUGAGGAUCUCAAUAACGCCGCUGGCGGCGUCGCCUGCAGCGCACUCGAAGCCGCUCCUCUCGCUGGCGGUGUAGGCUGCAGUGCACGUGAGGCCGCUCCUCUCGCUGGCGGCGUAGGCUGCAGUGCACGUGAGGCCGCUCCUCUCGCUGGCAGCGUAGGCUGCAGUGCACGUGAGGCCGCUCCUCUCGCUGGCGGUGUAGGCUGCAGUGCUCGUGAGGCCCCUCCUCUCGCUGGCGGCGUAGUCUGCAGUGCACGUGAGGCCGCUACCCAAGCUCUCCCUGCACCCGCCUCUGCCGCCAGGGUGUACGCUCCGGGUCCGAUGAUGACAGCAGUCAUGGAGGCCGCUGAGGAGGGAGGGGCGAUUUCGUUCGGCGAUUUCGGCAUUGAGGCUGGUAGCGAUGACGACGAGCUCAACGACGACGAGCUCAACGACGACGAUGCGGAUGAUGCUGUCGGUGCUCAAGCGGGAACUGAUGCAGAGUUGCGCGAAGCGGAGGUUCGCGCAGCGGAGCUUCGCGCCGCGGAGCUUCGCGCAUCGGAGGUGCGCGCAGCAGAGGCGCGGGCAGCGGAGUUGCGCUCAGUGGAGUUGCGCGCAGCGGAGGUUCGCCAGACGGAUAAGGCGACACCCACGUCGCAUCAGAAUGAAAUGGCAGCACCCGCAAGGCGUGAACGGUCACAAGGUAACGAUGCACUUUAG
Molecule: messenger RNA, 1038 nt
Organism: Closterium sp. Naga37s-1
Lineage: Eukaryota; Viridiplantae; Streptophyta; Zygnematophyceae; Desmidiales; Closteriaceae
Source: the annotation of a GenBank genome assembly